Messenger RNA from Strigops habroptila (Kakapo), 855 nucleotides. Its product is annotated as glutathione S-transferase Mu 1-like. Gene Ontology annotation, biological process: glutathione metabolic process. Bases 77 to 736 code for a protein of 219 amino acids. The record is from RefSeq and is a predicted model, not a curated record. Lineage: Eukaryota; Metazoa; Chordata; Aves; Psittaciformes; Psittacidae. The transcript is spliced from 8 exons. Gene Ontology annotation, molecular function: glutathione transferase activity.
GGGCGUGGCCAGCGGGGCGCGGGAGGGGGUGUUUUCCCGCGGUGGGGGGGGGCAGGGGCGCGGCGGUUGCGCGGACAUGGCGGUGUUGGGGUAUUGGGACAUCCGCGGGCUGGCCCAUGCCAUCCGCCUGCUGCUGGAGUACACAGAGACUCCCUAUGAGGACAAGCUCUACAGCUGCGGGGAAGCUCCCGACUACGACAAGAGCCAAUGGAUCAACGAGAAGGAGAAACUGGGCCUGGACUUCCCCAAUCUCCCUUACUUCAUUGAUGGGAACGUGAAGCUGACGCAGAGUAACGCCAUCCUGCGCUAUAUUGCCCGCAAGCACAACAUGUGCGGUGAGACGGAGGAGGAGAUGCUGCGGCUGGACAUGCUGGAGAACCACAUCAUGGAUUUCCGCAUGAGCCUGGUCAUGGUCUGCUACAACCCCGACUUUGAGAAGCUCAAGCCGGGCUACCUGGAGCAGCUGCCAGGGAAGCUGAAGCUCUUCUCCAACUUCUUGGGGGACAGAAAGUGGUUUGUGGGCGAGAAGCUCACCUUCGUGGACUUCCUCAUGUUCGACGUGCUGGAUCAGAACCGCAUCUUCGAGCCCAAGUGCCUGGAGCCCUUCAAGAACCUUAAGGACUUCAUGGACCGCUUUGGGGCCCUGGAGAAGGUGGCUGCCUACAUGAAGUCCAGCCGCUUCCUGAAGAUGGCCAUCAACAACAAGAUGGCCAAGUGGGGCAACAAGAAGGAGUAGGGGCUUAGUAUGGGGCUGGGAGGGGGGAUCCACACCUGCCCUGACCCCAACAUGGCGUAGGGGGGGCACUGCUAACAAUGAGGCCCCCCAACAUAAUAAAGUGCUUUAGCUGUGGUACA